CCUCUGCUCCCCUCUUGCUCAAACCAUGUUGGCUCGAGCGAUCUUCCUGAGACAGCGGUCUUCCUGCUCGGAUCCUUUUCCCUGUUAGACAGCGGCUCCCCGCGCCGGUAGCGCCCAGAGCAGAUGGCCAUGGCCCGCGAGCCCAUGGGAACCCCGCGCACGGGUCCUUGGACGGCGCCGCCCUCCGGCUGCCCUGCGGAUGCGGUGUCCUGGCAGAGGGUCACCUUCUCGGACACGACCUGGGGCAGCAUGAUGGCGCUCCCGCGCCUGCGGGGCGGAGCGCAGGAGCAGGGCGAAGCCAAGGCCGCGCCCGAGGAAGCGCAGCGGCGGGACGCGCGGCCGCGGUCCGCCCCUGGCCGUGCUCGGCGCGCGUGCCCGCGCGGCGAUGCCGGUGGAGAGGCCGCGGCGGCCGCCGGGGCUGCGCGCGUGGGGUACGAGGCAGCACGGCAGUGCGGGCUCACAGGGCCAGGCCCAGCAGGAGGGC
Prorocentrum cordatum is the source of this 484-nucleotide messenger RNA. NCBI's taxonomy places the organism in Eukaryota, Dinophyceae, Prorocentrales, Prorocentraceae. The record is from the annotation of a GenBank genome assembly.